Racocetra fulgida is the source of this 465-nucleotide messenger RNA. NCBI's taxonomy places the organism in Eukaryota, Fungi, Glomeromycota, Glomeromycetes, Diversisporales, Gigasporaceae. The record is from the annotation of a GenBank genome assembly.
AUGAGUUUGAGUAGAGAAUCGCAUAACCUACAAGUAGGUAAUGAGAAAACAUUACAGUUGCAAGAAAACCUGACUAUAGAAUGGAACCGAUUACGAGUAACGGACUUGAGAGUUAUGUGUAGCAAGUGUAACAUCCCAACGGAUAGUACUAAAGCAGAACUAAUAUCUUGUUUGGAGGAUCUUUGGUCAGUACCAGAAAAGGACUUUAAUAUACAAAAACUGGAUAAGGGUAGAGCAGGAGAAUGGAAUUCGAGUGAAGAUUUUGAUGAUGAAAGACCUCUUCCAUCAGAUGAGGUAAUGGAACAAAAUUAUGCUUUUUUGUCUUAUAUGGAAAAUAGAUUGGAGCAGAAGCUCGAAAAAAAGUUAGAAAAUUCGUUGUCGAAGUAUGAUGCGGUUUGUGAAGUUGGAACUAUGCUUCAAAAAGCUAUUCAGGAAGAUUCAAAAAAGAAGGUGAUGAAGGUAUAG